ACGAACCAGCAAUCUCCCAUUAGAGUAAGCAUAAUUUCAACAGCAAAUCUCCAACUUCCGAUUCAACAGAAUGCUGCCAACCAAUGAUCAAACCCAAAACACAAAUACUCCUGAAAUACCCAUAUUCCUUCCAGCCGUAGCUCACUUCUACCUCACGUUCAACAUCAUCUCCACAAUCUACCAGGCCUACGCUCAUGGUGACUUUCCCAUGGCAGCUUUCAUCUUUUUUGUUUACCUUGCGUAUUUCUUUCUCAUGUAUUGCAUGACACUGUUGCAAACUUUACCUCCCCAGGAUCGUUCGCCAAGGAAAGAUUUCUUGAAAUCUGUCAUCUGGGUUUUAACCAGUGUCAUCUUUUUUGGAUUUGCUUAUCAAUUCUCCACCUUUAUUCACCCUGUUGCAGCCGCUUUUGUCUUUGCUCUUGCAAUUUUGGCCAGUUCUUUCAUCUUCUUAUAUUUUGUCUAUGAUGGUCAUCAUCCACAACAACAAAAACAAAGUGGUAGCUCUACCAACAGGCUUAGAAUCCAUAUACUUGGAUUCUCUCCAUCCAGUAGUAAAGUAAGUGACAGUAAAAUUGCGCAAGUUGUGCCAGGUCCAGAAAAUGUUUAAAUGGAGAUGCGGGGCAUCGAUCCCCGUACCUCCCCACGCUCGGUGGUGAGGGCUUUGCUAGCAUCAGUAACUGGUGUCAAAUUUAUAUAUUUGUAUGCUAAAGGCUUUUUUUUUUUGUUUAUGGAGUAAAUCAACUUUAAUGCCUUUCAAAAACACAAAAAAAAAAAAAAAUCGGAAAGUAUUCGUAGCUUGUUCUUUGUUAUAUGAGAAAAUCUUAAGAAAAAGUUGUGAAACCUGAUUAUAAGUUCAUCUAUGUGAAAUUUCAAUACCCUUUUCAUUAUUGUCAAA
Molecule: messenger RNA, 895 nt
Organism: Theobroma umbraticum
Lineage: Eukaryota; Viridiplantae; Streptophyta; Magnoliopsida; Malvales; Malvaceae
Source: RefSeq, a predicted model, not a curated record